Molecule: messenger RNA, 1506 nt
Organism: Colletotrichum godetiae
Lineage: Eukaryota; Fungi; Ascomycota; Sordariomycetes; Glomerellales; Glomerellaceae
Product: indoleamine 2,3-dioxygenase
Exons: 1
Coding region: 1-1506 (501 amino acids)
Biological process (GO): 'de novo' NAD+ biosynthetic process from L-tryptophan
Cellular component (GO): cytoplasm
Molecular function (GO): metal ion binding; heme binding; indoleamine 2,3-dioxygenase activity
Source: RefSeq, a predicted model, not a curated record
AUGCUACCUCCCAUUCCCGAGCUCUCCGACUAUGGAAUAUCUGCAACCCACGGAUUCCUGCCGGACGUUCUCCCCUUGACGCGAUUGCCGGAUCCCUACUAUAACAAGUGGGAGGCCAUUGUCGCCAAUCUACAGGCACUCGUUCUCAGCCGCCGCCUUCGUCCGGUUGUCGACCGCUUGCCUGUUCUCUCCACCAUCGGUCUGGAACACGACGCAGAAUGGCGGAGAGCCUACUCUUUGUUGUCUUUCAUGGCUCAUGCUUACAUCUGGGGCGGCGAUGAGCCUUGCGAUCAGCUACCGCCCUCUAUCACCGUUCCCUUCCUAAAGGUCUCGGAUCAUCUCGAGCUGCCCCCGGUCGCUACAUACGCCGCAUUGUGUCUUUGGAACUUCAAGCCUCUUUUUGUCGACGAGGACAUUGACAACCUCGAGAACCUCGCUACUCUCAACACCUUUACUGGUUCUCUUGACGAGUCAUGGUUCUACCUCGUCUCUGUCGCUAUUGAGGCCCGUGGCGGUCCCAUCAUCCCCCUCAUGCUGGGCGCUGUUGCUGCUGCUCGCCAAGGAGAUGUCUCAACCGUCACCCGGAGCUUGCGCACCUUUGCCGAGCGUCUGACUGAUCUGACCAUCAUCUUGCAGCGCAUGCACGAGAGUUGUGAUCCCAACAUCUUCUACAAUCGCAUCCGCACCUUUCUUGCUGGGAGCAAGAACAUGGCUGAGGCCGGUCUCCCUGACGGGGUCAACUAUGACAAUGGUUCCGGAAAGGAGGACUACCGCCAGUACAGCGGCGGUAGCAAUGCUCAGAGCAGUCUGAUACAAUUUUUCGAUGUCAUCCUUGGCAUUGAUCACCGUCCGACAGGCGAGAAGCGGGAUCCCUCAACCGAGUCGGAGCGCGAAUCUCGGGCUCCGGUUCCGAAGCACAACUUCAUCAUGGAGAUGCGCCGGUACAUGCCUGGACCCCAUGCUCGCUUCCUCAAGGAUAUCUCUGGCGUUGCCAACAUCCGCGAGUUUGUCGAGACUCAUAAGCACGAACGCGAUUUGUGCCUUGCCUAUGAUGCCUGUCUCGCAAUGCUCAGUGCAUUCCGCGAUAAGCACAUAGCCAUCGUCACCCGCUAUAUCAUCCUCCCUUCGCGCGAAGUGCGUGCCCGCAGCAGGUCGAGAAGUCCUGAGGCUGCGCGCUUGCGUCUCAAUUUGGCUACGGCUUCGCGCCAACGCCAGUCCAACGCCCAGGGUAACAACUUGCCGGCUGCCGACGGCAAGAAGAACUUGAAGGGUACAGGUGGUACUGCUCUCAUCCCGUUCUUGAAACAGGCGCGCGAUGAGACCGGUGAGCCGGCGAUCGAAGAGUGGACCCGCCGCUUCAUGCGCAGAACUGUCAAGUCUGAGGGCAGUGGCGAUUUCUUCUUGGGUAAACCGGACCAGCCUAGCCACGGCGUUGAAGUUGGAGUCGGAGGCUUGGCGGGAUCCUGGACCAUCGACGACGACUUCGGUGGCAUCUGCCAUUACUGA